CUGGCAUCGGCUGCGACUCAUCGCACAGCCACGAGAGGGCACCAGCCAUGCUCAGAAAGGCCAGGCGGCCACACCGCACGUCGGCAUUCGCCCCACUCACCCCGCCCGCCUCUCGAAGAAGGCCGCGAAGACCUUUGUUUGUGCAGCAAAAGACUGCGGACACAUCCCUCUCGGAGUACCCCUCAUCGUUUCCUCCCCCUCCCCCCCACUGGCCCAACGCCAUCACGCCUUUCCCCAAGCAGCCCGACAAACCGCGAGAGGUCGGCAGAGACCUAUGGCUGGCGGAGCUGAUCGGACGGCAGGACGCCGCCAAUAGAUGGCAGACUGUUGGUGCGGUGGAGCACCCGGACCUGGUGCUGGGGAUGCGGCACAGGCGGCUGGGCGGCGGGCGGAAGAGGGACGAGAGCAAGGGGGUGGCGGUGAGCGAGGUGUGCCUGGGCACCAGCCACAUCGGGCAGGAGCACCUCAUCGACAGUGGGGACGCCAUUGAGCAGCUCGAUGUCGCCGUCGAUGAAUAUGGGAUCAACUUCUUGGUACGGCACACACGCACACAUAGGCAGACAAACAAGACACACACGGGGAUGGCAUACACACAGACACACAAUAUACUAUAUGCCGUCUGUCCGUCAUGUCUGUGUGCAGGACAUGGGUGACAACGAGCCGGUGCCCAGCCGGCCGCAGUUCAAGGGCAAGGGGCACGAGCUCAUCGGCAAGUGGAUCAAGGACAAGGGUGGGGCGGCCUUCAGGGAGAGGCUGGUGCUGUCCGGCCGCAUUGCCACAUCGGAGACUCUCGUGAGGCAGCCACACCCACCCGCGCAAACCAGGCAGGAUCGGAAGCGUCCUGGGCCGCCAAUGACCAGGUAAGCAAAGCGUGCUGGGAGUGUCUCGACAUGACCGACAUUUUUAUGUCUCUGUGUUUUCACAACUUGCCUUUUGCUGCAGGGAGAGGAUUCGCGAGGCUGUUGAUGGCUUCCUGGGUCGUCUGGGUACGGAUUAUCUGGACGUCGUGAGCCUCAGCGCCCCCGAUCGCUACACGCCCAUGACAGAGGAGGGAGAGGACACAUACUGCUACGGGGUGAGCAGAGCAGCCAACUAACACAACACCCAUCCCGUCUCUUGGUCCUGUGUGUCGGUGUCAUGUGUGUGGUGGGUGUGGUGGGUGUGUUGUGUCAGUAUGAGCAUGAUUCUCUGUCCAUGGAGGCCACACUCGAUGCGUUCGAGGAGCUCGUCAAGGAGGGCAAGGUAGGUGUGUAUCACCUCAUCCAUCAUCAUGGGGGUGUAAUGCUCACACCCUGCCCUGCCUGACCUCACUCACCUUCUGGUUUUUGGCCAGGUGAGGCACAUAGCCGUGUCGGAGGAGACCCCAUGGGGCCUCUUCAAAUUCGCUUCAAUGGCAGAGCAGGUCACACAGCCUCACACCAAGCCCACACGGAGUCCGCACCCAAUCAAGACGCUCCUUCGUCUUGGCCUUUGUCUUUUCGGUUCACAGCGUGGUUUGCCGUUGGUGUUUAGCCAGCACGUCUACAACAUCAUGAACAGGAACCACGUGGAGUCGUCUGGCCUCGCCGAGAUGGCCGGCACCCGGCAGAUGAACGUGCCCCUCGUCGGCUACUCGCCACUCGCCGGCGGAUUCCUCACUGCGAAAUACCUGGACCCAGAACGGUCCCCAACACGCACAGAACCUAUAACCAUACCCUUCUCCUUCACAAAUUGGUCUCUCUUUGUCUCUCUCUGUGCUGUGCGCCUGUGCGUAUGUGUGUGUGUGUCAGUUGGAAUCUGAAGGGCCCGACGUUUGUGCCGCAGGAGGGGACAUUCCCCUCGUUUGUGGAGGAGUGGCAGGACCUGCAGCCGGAGGACUGGGGGUUCAUCUCUUACGGGCCGGAGACCGGCAAGCUCAACAGGUACAAGGGCUGGUACGAGGCCUACAGGGCGUCGGUCUUCGCCCACAUGCACCUGGGCAAGCUACUCAAGACGGCACGCAGCCACGGAUACGCUAUGUGGCAGCUGGCACUCGCCUGGUGCUAUUCACGACCAUUCGUAAGCCACGCCACACACUCGACAGACACGCAGGCAGAUAUUCAGGCGGGUGGCGUCAUGACAUGCACUGUCUGAGUGUGUGUGGUGGUUGCUGUCUGCACUGCAGAUGGGUUCGACUAUUAUCACUCCUCGGACACUGGGGCAGCUCAGGUGAAUUCUGCUGUUGUCAGUCACCCCAACACUCACCACACACGUCAAUUGACGUCUGUUGUCUGUCUGUCUGUCUGUGUGACGGUGCAGGGACUCUAUCCGUGCCCUGAACUUCCCCAUCACGCCAGAGAUCGAGCAAGACGUCCAUGAGGUGGGUGACACGACAACAACAACAACAACAACAUCCAUACAGCUCUCGCGCACGCACACGUGCCCACACGGACCACUGGGUGUUUGUCCAUCCCCCCCCCCCGAAUGCAGAUCUUCCUCCGUUAUCGGGCGCCAUCUGGUGUGGGCCCCUACUACGGCACCGAGCUGGUCGACAAACCGCUGGCGCAGUCCGUCUACAUCAACUGGAAGUGAGCCACGCCACACAUGCACUCACUGCACACAUAGCACAGAGAGAGGGCAUCCUCGGUCCUCUCUGUGUGGGUGUGGGUGUGUUUCACAUGUGACACAGGGAGACCCCGAUAUGGAGCGGAGGGUCCUACCACCCGAAGCUGAUGGUAUGUAUGGUCAGGCACACGCAGCGCACACAUGACCCACCACCUGUCUGUCUGUCCGUCUGUCUGUCUGUCUGUCUGUGUGCAUUGAUUGCAUUGGUCAAUGUGUCGGUGUGUCCCCUGCACUGCACUGCACUGCAGAGCCUCCCACCAACGAGUGUGUCCCGCGUUCGACGAGAGAGAGCCCUCAACUUCCACGAAACAUACGUAUGUACGACGCGAUAGGGACGGCAAAGGUCCUUCGUGGGGUGGUGGCUUGGCUGCAUGGCAUGUGUGCUGUCCUCUGGGCUACCUCUCUAUGUGUGUCCGUCACGUGUGACCGCCCCGACCUAUCUAUCUAUCGCUCUCAGGACCAGGUGCUGGCGAUGACGGGUCAGUACGACGACCCCACCGACGAGAACAAGGCCAACAUGCGCCUGUGGCGGGAAAUGCUCGAGGAAGGCAGACCAGGUACUAAGUAACAGGACAGCACACAGGUGUGCCUCCAUAUCUCUGGGCGCUUCGUGUCUCAUUCACAGGUGAGUUCUUUGCCGUCAAGGACGCCAAGCUGUUUGGGUGGGACACAAAGACCCCCGACUACUUCAACUGGCGCAACCUCACUCGCGAGGAGCGGAUCGAGCAAAACACCGACCACUUCGAAAUCAUCUGGACAGGCGGACAGGUGACAGACGAUGGGAUGCCGAGUGCACUGCACUGCACUGCACUACUGACACACACGACGCGGCUGCGCCAUCAAUGAAUGUGUGUGUGUGUGUGUGUGUUGUGAGUGUGCAGGUCAAGAAAGUCAACGCCACCUGGGACCGGUCGUACGUCUACACGGACGCCAACGUCCGAGACAUUUACCGAGAGUGAGUCAGUGAUCCAGGCACUGAUUGCAAUCAAUGCAGGUGGACGUCCGGCAGGACGGACCCUUGGAUGGAUGGGUGGAUGGAUGGCUGCACACACGUCUCUCCGUCUGUCUGUCGGUCUGUCGGUGUGUGUCUCUUGGUUGUAUUUCAGUGAGAUCAACAAGUGGCAGGACUUCAGCCAAUACCUCCACAAGGUAGGUAAAAAUCAAUCAACACACCUCCAGUCAGUCUCCCACACGGCGGACGGAUGUGUCCACCGUCUGUGUGUGUGUGUCGGUCAGUUUGCGCCUCCCACCGCGGGUGCGCCCGUGUUCAACGAGCUGGACCCCGACCUCAUCAUCAAGAAACUCGAUGAGAAAUGGGGAAUCGACCUCUACGACACUGAGGUCAGUGAAGUGAACAACAAUAGUGUGCUCUCUCCUCAGGACUGAAAUGAAUGAUGCACAUCUGACCAUUCCUCCCUGUCUGUCUGUCUGUCUGUCUUGUGUGUGUGUGUGUGUGUAGAUGUUGGAGCGUCUUCGUGAGUCCAACGGGUUGAGUGCGGAGGAGUGGGAGACGUUCGCCCACUGGGACACGACACUCAACAAGAGGCACCAAAUCCUCGACGACAAUGUCUUCUUCGGAGAGGAACACUAGACAGCCACAUACAACACAAACAUGGACAACAAAGCAUCCAGAGCGACGUGUCAACAGCCACGCAGGCAGGCACUCGUGGUGGCCGGGGGUGGGAUGUGCCUUGCCGAUCAGAUCAAGUGUGUGCGCCAGCUGCUGGGCCGACCGCCACUCACUACCGGUAGUGAGUGCGGCUCUGUGUGUGUUCUCUGGAAAUGUAGACAGAAAUGUGUGCACAGCCACGUGUAAGAUGUACGUAUACUGGUGCAAUGCAUGUGUGAAGGCAUCGGUGGUCCGUCCACCCGUUCAUCCACCAAGUGAGUACCUGCAUGACACAAUGGGUCACACAGAGACUCGACCCAUGGAUGGGACUCGACAACUCAUGUGUGAACUCUUGAAUGAGC
This is a messenger RNA of Vitrella brassicaformis, 4554 nucleotides long. The record is from the annotation of a GenBank genome assembly. NCBI's taxonomy places the organism in Eukaryota, Vitrellaceae.